Dovyalis caffra is the source of this 921-nucleotide messenger RNA. The record is from the annotation of a GenBank genome assembly. NCBI's taxonomy places the organism in Eukaryota, Viridiplantae, Streptophyta, Magnoliopsida, Malpighiales, Salicaceae.
AUGUGGACACUAAGGUUGAAUCGAUUCCUUAGAUUCCGAAGGGGAACCUACCUCUUGGUCCCAAUUCUUCCGACCCCCUCCCGAUUCGGGUCUAAUUGCACCCCUCGAUGCCCUACAAGUCAACUCCGGCCUAGCGCACUCUAUCCACCACCGAGGAGACUUAUGUUUGGGCAACCCUCUAUGUGCAACCGCACCCACCCGGUGCCCACCACCUCGCUUGAUAGAGACCCCCAAUCGGUCUUCCCGAAUGUGACCUUAUGCUCGGGAGUAAAUGCGGGUGCUUAUAGUUUGGCUUACUCAAGGAAGCUUGCUCGUUUAGCCCCUCCAUCCUUGCUCGAUGCUAUUGCUGGUUCUACUUACCCCAGUGAUAGAGAAGGGGCUACUGCGAUUGUGGACGAGGGUAAUCAUUCACGAGCUAGCAUGGCUACCGAGCUUGGGCCGAUCGAUGCCAUUGCUUCUAGUUCUCAACUCGAGAGGUUUGACCCCAUGUAUGCUGAGUUUGCUAGAAAUUAUGAUGGUUGGGAAACAAUCGGGAGGAAGGGAAGAGGGCUACAUCGGUCGCCGAAUGACCGACUAGCCACUUCAAUUCUAAAUAACCUAAGGAUUGGUAAACGGAAAGAAAAGGUGAUAGGUGGGGGUGCACCACAUGACAUUGAGGAAAGUCGGGGGACUAGGCGGGCCUUCGAUGCUACCGCUAGCCAUAUUGGCCUAUAUAGACUUGAGAGAUUGGUUGAGAACCCCGACCCGAAAGAAGUAGUUGUUGAGGAAUUGGUUCUUCCUAAUGCUCAUGGGGCUGCCACUCGGACUAGUAGAGGUGAUGGUCAAGCAAGGGUUUCUAUGUGGGUGACCACUAAAAGUGGUGGGGUGAAAACUAGAGGUGGUAGUAGGUGGGUGCCUACCACCAUAAUUCCCGUAUGUUAA